Gregarina niphandrodes is the source of this 501-nucleotide messenger RNA. Its product is annotated as putative protein kinase. The transcript has 2 exons. The record is from RefSeq and is a predicted model, not a curated record. Gene Ontology annotation, biological process: protein phosphorylation. Gene Ontology annotation, molecular function: protein kinase activity; ATP binding. Bases 1 to 501 code for a protein of 166 amino acids. Lineage: Eukaryota; Apicomplexa; Conoidasida; Eugregarinorida; Gregarinidae.
AUGGCUGUAUUCAGGUUGAAUGCUUUGUACAGUUCCUAUGACGUGGUGCACGGCCACAUUAAGCCUUCUAACUUAUACGUGAGCUCAAAUGGAGGCAGUCUGAUUCUUGGUGAUUUUUUGCCAAUUUCCUACGUCUAUCGGCUUUUGGAAAAUGACGUUAUCGACAAAGUAUACAUGUCACCGGAGCUGUUCAAGAUGCGCAAGACUGAUAAGCUAUUAACGGAGGACAUAGUCAGCAAGGAUGUCUUGCACAAACACGACUUGUUCUGUUUAGGCUUAUCGCUCUACUAUAUCUGCAUGAAGGUCGCCCCCGAUUCCAAAUUGCAUCGAUCGAAACAGGUGCAUGGGGAGACCCUGUUGAGAUUCGCCACCGAGCGGUCGGAACUCACACACCUGGUGAAACAGUGUCUGUCCUGGAACCCCGAUGAAAGACCGCAUCAUGCCAAUGCUUUAAGUGCUGCUGUGUCGAAAAUGUUCAACUUCAGCUGGCUUCAGGGCUAG